This is a messenger RNA of Ipomoea triloba (trilobed morning glory), 1186 nucleotides long. RefSeq names its product stemmadenine O-acetyltransferase-like. The record is from RefSeq and is a predicted model, not a curated record. The transcript has 2 exons. The coding region runs from base 14 to 1186 and encodes 390 amino acids. NCBI's taxonomy places the organism in Eukaryota, Viridiplantae, Streptophyta, Magnoliopsida, Solanales, Convolvulaceae.
UCUAAAAAUAGCAAUGGAAGUCACAGUUGUCUCCAAGGAGAGAAUUACACCUUCCAACUCAACACCCCAAAGCCAUAGAUAUCACAAACUUUCCCUCUUAGAUAAAUUAGCUCCACAUGGUUAUACCCCAGUCCUCCUUUUCUACUCCACCACCUUUGACUUGGAAGAGAGAUACAAUAAGCUUAGGGCAUCCCUUGCGGAAACCCUAAACCACAUGUAUCAACUAGCCGGGCGAGUUGGGGCCAAACAUUCAGUCAUGUGCAACGACCAAGGCGUUGAUUUGAUCCUCGCCAAAGUUGGGCAAGACAUGUCAAAGGUGACCAAGCACCCGAGGAUCGAAACCCUGAGACAACUUCUACCCGUGAAGCCAGAGACAACGUUGGACGAGGAUGGUGUACUUGUAGCGGUACAAAUCAACACGUUUGCCUGUGGUGGAACCGCGGUUGGCCUUUGUAUCAACCAUGUCAUUGCAUAUGGUUGGUCGCUCGCGGUUUUCCUCAACACUUGGGCAGGCAUCAAUCGCCACGACGAAAAGGCAACUAAAGGGUUUGUGCUAGACAGCACUUCCAUCUUCCCAGAAUGCAGAGGAAAUGGCAGAGAUGUUUCCAUGCUGCCAUUGAACUUAGAAGCCCAAGCCCCCAAGAUUGAGUCCCGGAGAUUCGUGUUUAAUGAGGAUAAAGUGAUGGGCAUAAAGGAGAAGAUGGGUGCCAUUAAAGGGGGAAACAAUUCCAAUAUCCUCCCCUCCCGGAUCGAAGCCGUGUCAGCAUUUAAUGAAACCUCCACUCCCACCACAAACCAUAGGGAAUGUUUUCCAUGUCAUAUAGACUAUAAACUGCUAACUGAGAGGGUACAAAGAUCAAUCAGCACGGCAAAAGACGGGUACACGAAGAUCAUGGGGGAGCUUGAUGAGUAUUUUAGGAGACUUGGGGAUGAAGAGAAGAGGGAGGAUGUGGGAAUGCUUAAAGUAAGCAGUUGGUGUAGGUUCCCUUUCUAUGAAGUUGAUUUUGGGUGGGGAAAGCCCAUAUGGGUAGCAAAUGCAAUAAAGGCUAUGAAUGUGGCAAUUUUUAUGGACACUGGUGAUGAAAAGGGAAUAGAAGCAUGGGUGGGAUUAUCAGAGGAAUGCAUGCUUAAGGUUGAGAAAAACCAAGACUUCCUUGCCCAUGUUUCUUUUUGCCAAUCUGUUUGA